AUGUAUGUAACAGAGCCUAACCCGCGGUCCGAGCUCCGCACCCCUCCCAAUGAUAUAUUGAUAAUGGACAACAACCGACUUGAUCUUGCUUCCUCCAACCAUUCCACUCUUGCCGACUGGACCCCCUGUGCUGACAUGGACCCUGAGGGCAAGGAGAUCAAGCGCGUAAGACACCGUGUUCCUCGUGCCUGCGAUGGCUGUAAGAAGAUGAAGACAAAGUGUAUCGUGCUGCAUUCUAUCCCUUGCGAAACUUGCAGACAUGCAUCUCGUCCAUGCACCUUCGAAGCUAUUGGCGUUAAGCGCGAAAGACCUCCUACCAAGCGUGAGGUUUAUCGAAUGAAUACCAGAAUCCGUAGUCUUGAAAAAGUUCUCAAGGCUUUGGUACCGAACAUCGAUUUGAAUUCACUUACGCUUACGCAUGAACAUCUUCAGCCUACAUUGGACUCCUCAAAACUUGCAAGCUCUAGUCACGCCCCGGUGAAGAGGGUGCUAGACUCGACUACGCCUCAGACUGAAUCUAACGCACUCUGCGAUCUCGAUAAAGUCUUUCAAUCGAUUGCUCAAUUACGCAUCACGCCGACAGAUUACUUGGAAGAUUAUAAAUCUGGAGAUGUCCCUGUUCGUAGUGCGCCCGGUCGAUGGGAAAAACCUGAUGGCUCUGGCGAGCCAGAUCUGGCAUACUACAUGGCGAAUGGGAAUCGUUCAAUCGUUGAGCGUACCAUCGAACUUCACCAUUACCGCAGCGUACCAAACGAAUACUAUUAUCCUCCUCCCGACCUUGCCGAAUCACUUAUCGACCUUUACUUUGAAAAAGUUCAUCCAUAUGAAUACAUCCUUCACAAGGGAGAAUUCAUGCGCGUUUACAACACUGGUCUUGUUCAAACUGAUCACGCAUUCCGUGCGCUUUGUUAUGCGAUCUUCGCUGCGGCGUCUCGGUUUUCGUCCGACUUCCGUGUCGCCCCACCACUCGAUGACAUGAAAGUAGACAGGCAAGCCGCAGGGGCCGUCUAUGCCGCCGCCAGUAAUUCACUUCUCACACCUUACACCCUCCCAUCCACCCUGUUUGAUUUACAGGCGAUGGCUGUGCUAUCGUAUUUUUUGAUUGGCACGAGUAGCCCGAUGACGGCAUGGUUUUCGACCGGAGUUUUCUUGAGAAGAGCGCAAGAUGUGGGUGCCCACCUCGCUGGCACCCCGCGAUGGGAGACGUCGAUAAUGAAAGAUCAACUCAGAAAACGAGCUUUUUGGUUCCUCCAGUUUCGGGAAAUACAGCUUUCCACAUCGCUUGGUCGAGCCACCAUGAUGAACCAUUCACCAGUCACCGUCGCUAACCCCCUCAUAGUCGAUGAUGAGCGUUUGAGUCGGUUUUGUGAAGAAUAUGCUGGACAGGCACCGCAAUCAGUGCAAGAAAUUUCUCAGAACAAUCAAAUCCUCUACCUCACAACUCGCGCCAACAAGGCCAACCUGGCUUUUUAUCAUCUACAUUACCAAUUUUCUCGCUCGCUGCAUACACUCUUAGCACUCAAGAUUAUCCCGGGAAGCAAGGCGUGUGACUGGGACCGGUCUUUUGUGCAGGAGAUUGCUCAAUCUGUUGACAUGUAUGUCCAUCGCGAGAUACCUCAUGACGCUAAAUGGGACCCCGAAACAUCCGACGAGGUAGACUUGGUGACCACAUCCCGGUUUGAAUGUCUUCUUGCAUACUUGAAAAUUGUUGUUCAUCGACACUUGAUUGCUACUCAUCCUCAGCAAGAGCUCAAGGCAUGUCUGGUCGCAUCUAAGAUGAUGAUUAAUGUGAUCGACCACCUCAACAGCCGAGGCUUCCUCGAGCUCAGCGCUACCUGGACACCUUACGUGAUCACUCCGGCGGCCCUUACAUUCAUCUUUGCCGUUUCUACUCGACACGAGUUUAUGACAGCCUCUGAUCGAGUAGAAUCCUAUGCGGAUGCCUACCGAUGCGUGAAUAUCCUGGCCGCAUUGGCACCUACGACGUUCCAAGCUGAAAAAUUGCACGCCUCGUUGGAGCACUUGCUGAAGUGCUGUGAUGAAGAAACACUCAACCCGGGUUCGACUCUCUGGAGUUCAGCAAUUCAGCAAGCAGCGGGUGAAACUUCGUCGCUUUCACCUUGUUCUUCUUCAGGUACUGGAAUUGCACAAACAUCUUGCGCUAUGAAUGAACCCCCGCCAAUGAGUUCGACUGCACCCCCGCCGAUGAGUUCGACUGCACCCGAGCUCCCAUCACUUAGCGCUGAUGGAAGUGGUGCUGUCUACGUUCCUGAUACUUUACCGGUCACACUUGAGUUCUUGAAUUUCGCCGCGCCCCAGCUCGAUGCUUCCUUGUUUCAAUUCCCAGGAGCAGGAUUCAAUGUACCAGCACCGUGGGAAGCACCGCAAUGGACCCCCAGAUUCGGAUCCUCUCCAUCCCUGCCAACGCUCGGGUACAAUGACUUCGUUCCUCAAUCGUUCGUUGGUCCGAACUCGAUCGACGGAGAGCACAAAGCUUUGGAUACUUUACCUCUCCCUACUUGGGCUGGCGGAACAAUCUGA
Molecule: messenger RNA, 2541 nt
Organism: Melampsora larici-populina 98AG31
Lineage: Eukaryota; Fungi; Basidiomycota; Pucciniomycetes; Pucciniales; Melampsoraceae
Exons: 9
Coding region: 1-2541 (846 amino acids)
Biological process (GO): regulation of DNA-templated transcription; DNA-templated transcription
Molecular function (GO): DNA-binding transcription factor activity, RNA polymerase II-specific; zinc ion binding; DNA binding
Source: RefSeq, a predicted model, not a curated record